Molecule: messenger RNA, 8101 nt
Organism: Nothobranchius furzeri (turquoise killifish)
Lineage: Eukaryota; Metazoa; Chordata; Actinopteri; Cyprinodontiformes; Nothobranchiidae
Source: RefSeq, a predicted model, not a curated record
CCCUCCUCCCUGCCUCACCACUUUCAGCGUGCAUCUUCUCUCUCCCUCUCGGACUCGUUUGCUUUAUUUCCGCUUCCUCGUCACAAAAGCAGUUCAUGUGAACGAGCUGCGAGAGGAGACUGGACUGGAGAAGAACACACAACGCUGGUAGCAGGCAGGUCCAGUAAGGAUGGGGCUGCUCAGUCCGGGGAGCUUCCAAGGCUGGAAAACCACAUCAGAGCAGAGACGACUUUGAUAAGAUUGCACCACAGAUCUAACAGCAUGUGAGUUGCCAGGCUGUGUAGUGCUGAGGAUGAGCUGGCUGGUGACAGAAGUGGUGGCUAAUGCCAGCAGACACACUUUGUUUGGAAGGACUUGAUCCCGCUCCCUCGGCAGGUCUUUCUUCAGGAUAUUCAGACGUCUUUUCUCCUCCCUGCAUAUGCCGGGCAUCCAUAGGUAAUUAGAGACCCAGAACUGGUACAUCACUACAGCAGCAGCGUUACCAUGGAGACUGGAAAGCCAGGACUGGCAAACGUUCCAGCGUGCAUCAGCUCCGUCGCAGCACAGGCAGAGAAAGGGACGGACAACCAGACCCCGCUCAGAGCCGUUUACAUCCACACAGUCCCCGCGUUGCCAGUGCAGCCACACAUUCAGCCUCCUGCCGCUGCCCGAGAGCUGAGCACACUCCAUCUGGCUCUGCCGCCUCUCUACUCCAAGGAGACGCUUCCAUUUCUGACUCUACAACUCACUGGUGGGCUGCAGCCUCAGCCACGACUGAAUCUGGCAGCUGCUGCUCCCGCAGCAAAACCUAAGUCUGCAGGCAAGCACGUGUGCCCUCACUGUGGACGUGACUGCAUGAAGCCCAGUGUGCUGGAGAAGCACCUCCGCUGCCACACCGGGGAACGACCUUACCCCUGCACCACCUGCGGAGUGUCCUUUAAGACCCAGAGCAACCUGUACAAACACAGACGGACCCAGGCACACGCUCGCCUCUCAUCCGAGUCCGAGCAGGGAAGCCUGGACAGCCUUUACAGUUCAAGAGAGACUUGUACUUCCAGUUUGUCUCUUGAUGAACACAGCGAGGAAUCCUGCAGCACGGAAAAGCACGACACGCUGCCAGCCGUGGAGGGCAGUCCCCCAGCCAGCACUGCACAGGCUCACAGCGUCCCGCCAGAAGGUUCCGUCGGUGCACAGAAGGAAUUGGGCCUCUCGGGUCACCGUACAGAAACUACUGAGAGCAAAGUAACAAAAGAGGAAGACAAACAGAAGUUAGAUAAUACAACACAGCCUCUGAUGGGAAGUCGACAGAUUCUGCUUCAGAGACAAGAAGCCACUCUGUUUUCCAAGCAGUGGGGAAGUUCUGUGUCUAGUGGGAAAUCCCAAAGUCAUGAGAGCACAGACUCUGGCUUCAGUGAGAGCAGCGACCACUACCCGAGUCCAAGCAGUGUUCUACCUGACCACAGUAUGGAUUCACUCACUGAAUCCAAUAAGGAGCAUCUUGGAGAAACCCUGAGCGUGCACGCGUCUUCUGACCACAGAGAACAAGAUUCCAAACGCGCGGUGAGAAAGCAGGAGCAGAAGCUGCUGGUAGAACGCAUUUCUAAGCUGAUCUCUGAGAAUACAGCCGUCGUGGAGGACAAGCAACUAGAAAAUGUACGACCAAGGAAAACAAUUCUGUCAAAGCAGGGUAGCAUCGACCUCCCCAUGCCAUACACCUACAAAGAUUCCUUCCACUUCGACAUGCGGAUCAACCAAACUCAGAAUAUUGGUUUGACUAAACACAGCAAGCCUGAACUGCACAGCUCUGUUCCCGCUCCGCGCACCCCCUCCAUGCAGCAUGCCCCCUUUACCCGCAGCAGCUCCCUUCCGUUCAGCUUUACCCUCAAGCAGCCAGAGGGAAGCAGUCCAACCUCCCGCCACCAGCCUGAUUACGUAACUGUCGCCCGCAGGGGAAGCUUGGGCCAGAUCAACCCAACAGAUUCAGCAAGGAAGCCUGUGAACCAGCAUUCAUCUGCCCACCGCCCACUGGUGCGACAGACAGCCGUAGACUGCAACCACGCAACAGAUGGCCUCUUCACAAAUUCAUCUGUGGAGGAGGCAUGGACCAGCAGCCUCGGCUGCAACGGGGAUGUUGGUGACGUUUGUGGAGAGCCAAACACCAAAAAGUUUCGCAGGAAAAAAGCACAGAAGUUUGCUUACAACAAGUGGUACAUGUACGGGGGCGGGACGUUCAAAAGGCUCUACGAUCCAGACAAACGUGUAGAGAACGGCACCGUCAAAGGCAGGAAGUGUUCAACAAACCUCCAGCUUGUUCACGAUCUGCAAAAAGCAGCGUCGGCGGACCACACAGAGACCGUCCCAACGAUGCUGCGUUUCACAAAGAGCGGUGCAACAGCAGACCGUCCUCCUGCCAGUCCGUCCCUCGUCCCUCCAGGUGACUCUGGUUUACCGACACGUCCGCUUGAACCAUGUCGCAGUCCUAUCAGGGCUCCACUUGGGAGAAACUCAUCACUGUCGAUGCUCCCUGUCCCCGCCAUCAGACCGCUGGUUAGCCAUAAAGCAGAGUGCUGCACCAGACCAGAGACCGUGAAACCCACUAGUGCUCCAGAGCAUACAGACUCAUCGUGGCAGCUCUGUGGAGACCACCUUCCCUCCGACAGGAAAAAACAGAGAACUGAUCACAAAACGAUCUUCCCCAUGGAUCUGGAGACUGUCCCAAACACAUCAGCUCCCCCUCCUUCCUUGGUCACUUUCAGCGUGCCUCAGCGUGGCACUAACGUCACCUUUGUGCACGCUCUAACAAACCCAAAGCACACUGAGCCCAAAGCAGCCCUCUUUCUGCCGUGUGGAGUCGAUGCGACUGCACUGGCAGUGAGCACUGCGGCCGCUGCAGCCGCCUCCGUCACCAACAACACCUUCCUGCCCAAGUACCAGCUCAAGUUACCAAACACCGCUGGUCCUGCUGCUUCGCCACACACUGUGAGCAAAUCAAAGGACACGGUCCAUCCCGAAGCAUCGGCCGCUCCCUCGGACCCAACAUUGCCUUCAGCAGCAGCUUGUGAGGAGGACUGUGUCCCUGCGCUGUCUUUAAGCCCUGCACAAGGCCAGCUUGUCUUGCCUUGUGCAGUUUCUUCUGUUAGUCAGGGUGAAACAUCACAACUCAGUGCAGCAUGCAGCCCAGCAGUUGUGCACAGGCAGGUUGCAGCAGCCACAAUUACCACAAGCUGCCUACGGAGUUGUUCAGACGGAUUAUGUGGCUCAUUAAUGCAUCCUUUGAAAUCUGCAGCUGAUUCUAGAUCUGCACACUUUUACAUGCCUCUCGCACCCGCCGCUGUAAGCUUCUGUUCACCCAAAGCCAGUGAUGUAAUGUCUGGUGCCACCCUUACAGCCGUCUCGCAUCGUCAUCCUCUCCUCAGCCUCAACCACCCUUCCACACACACUCAGGUGUCGACAGCAUCAGCUCCGGCAGAUCUCAGAAGCACAGUGCAGGUGGGUGCAACGCCCCCAGUUACUCCUUGUGUAAUGAUGCCACUGGACCAGCCAGCUCAGAAAGUCUUUCAUGUCCACACAGCAGACCUUCAGAUCUGUCUCCAGAUCAUUUCUGACGAGCAGCUCGCCCUCAUUGCACCGCAAAUCGAACGGGCGUCACGUACAGGUCUGUCACCGAUGUGUGACGCUGAAGCAAUGACCUCAGAAGGGUCUGAGACUAAAGCUCAAAGGGUUGCAGCGGUGGACUCUGGCAGUGAGGGGAGGGGCCGUGUAGAGCCACAACAGAGCUGCAGCAGACGCCGGUGUCUGCACACACUCAGCCCGGGGAGGAAAACAGCAGCACCACAGGAUGAGCCUCUAGAGAGAAAGUCAAACGAGGAGCUGCCUGAACACAGCCACCCCUCCGAGGCUUCUGCAGCGACCGUGUCUGCUCCUCCUCAAGGCUUUCCCUAUCUCCCACACACAGGUGGUCACGCGAGUGUCGUCACACCGGCGCCAAGCCCUGCAGGCAGUUCGAUGUCAACUUCUGCUUCUCUCAGAGUCGUGAAGUCAGGAGGAACUCCACCUGUAGGGAACGAGCAAAGCCGUUGUCCAGAGGAGCAGUCUUCACCAGACGAGAACGUGAGCCGUGAUGGAGCCGACUCUCAGCUGCUGUCUGUGCAUCAGAGCAGCGGGAAAAGUGACCUUCCUGGUAAUGAGAGCCAGCACAAGCCGGAACAUCGUGGCUCUGGUGAAGCUCUGACCAACAAAGGCAGUGGAGAGUGCCUCAGAUGCACCAGUGGAGAUGAGUCAGUUAUUCCCGAUGAGUGUAAAACUCCACAAACAUCCAUCCUCAGUCCUCGGGGGGAACCAGCUGUCAGCAGUGGCCAGAAUCUAUUUAGACAUGAAAAUAUGCAAUCCACCAGAGCAGGCCUUCCAGUCAGUUCCUCCAACCCACUGGAAACCAGUUCAGAGCAUUCAGAAACACACCUGGAUCAGUAUACCUCACAGUCUCCUCACACUCAGGAGAGGCCACCAGAAGGUCCAGAUGUGGCUCCGAGCAUCCGGGUUCCAACUGAAGGAGCAUGGAUUCCAGAAGAAACCUCUGGAGUGCGCUGUGCAGAGAAGAAGGAACAGCAGGUGCAGGAACAUGCAGGGAGCUCUAACUGGAGACCAGGGCACAGCAGAGUGAAGACAGGGACAACAGAGACAAGCCACCGAACACAGGAAGAGCCGGGAGGUGUUGGAGGUAGCAGAGAAGAACAGAAACAAGAAGUAAAGACAAGCUGUGGCAGACAGUCGGACUCUACCUGCAGACCCGUGGUUUUACAAGACAUGACCAAACUACAGGAAAAAGAAACAAGAAUCCAGGAGAGUUCAGAAGUUUUUCACUCUUUCUCCCUGACACAGUCAGAAGUGUCUGAAAUCCCUUCACACCACUUGAAUUUGCUCCUCAGCAACAAUCACUUACUGAACUCAACACCAGUGGAAAUCGACGAGUUUCCUCCACCAGGGGACUGCGAGAGCAGCGCCAGCCAAAACCAUGAUAUGUGUGGGUCUGAUCCAAGCCUACAUGUGAUGGCACAGGUUCAGUCAUCACAAACUAGUCCUUCAAAAACUGAACCUUGUUCUCUAUCAGUUUCACAUCAAGACAAAAACCAAACCUGCAUUCAUGUGCCCACUGACGAAGGCCACAGUACUGCAGGCAGCAGCAGGGCAGCCACGAGCAGUUAUGGUUCUCCAACUUCAGAAAGUCCUCAAAACAGAAGCUUCUCUCCUGAUUUCAGAACACUGUCAUCCAUCCAAUGCAGCCACCGAUCAAAGGACAACCAGAGUACAGAGUUUAAGCCUUUCACUUUUUUGGGACCUGAUGAUAAACAAGACACAUUCAACAUGACCCCAGAUGACCUCAACGGUCAGAGCAGCAGCUAUGGGAAGCCUGAUCUUACUGAUAAAUACCCGUCUGUUUUCAUGGUGGGUUCUCUUCAUGGCUACCAGCCAGCUGAGUGUUUGACCGGCGGAGUGAGGCCUGUCCCUGUCUGUCAGGACUACACAGAAGACACCAGCAGCAGCGAUGAUGAAGGAAAACUCAUCAUUGAGCUUUAAGGGGAAAGCUUUAGGGAAAUUAACAUGAAAUAUAUACACCUAUAUACCAAGGAAGACUGCCCAGGAGGUGCAGAUGUGGGUUGGGUUUGGAGCCAGAGGGUGUGAGGGAGCUCUUUAACAAUUCAGUGACCCAAACAUUUUGGGGUUUUCCACAUGACUCUACACACUUUGGGUGGUUUUCAUUUACAACUGAGAAAUUGUUUUAGUGGGGGAGCAGGUGAUGGCAGGGCAGUGGUACAAAACCAUAAUUAUGAGGUCAUCUACUCCCCCUUGAAACCAGUGACUCCACCCCUAGCUUACAAGUCUCACCCCCCUAGCCAAUCAGUGACUCCGCUGCUAGCUAGCUCAUAUACUGUCCUUCCCGCGUCUAGCUGUUCACUGAUGCUGAAUUAUCUAGAGAUUAUGGAACCCUCUUUAAAGAGCAAGUCACCCCCUACAAGAAACUUACUUCACUCCCACUUCAUGUUUGAAAAAUGCAACAAAUGCUGUUGCUUGGCAGACCAAGAGGGCGGAGCCGCUAACAAAUACACACACACACAGGCUCACAAUGGCAUUAUGACAUCAUAAUAUACCUGAUGACAUCAUAGCAUACCUCUUAGCCAAUAGCGGUGGCAGAUUUAAAUUCAAAUACAGUGCAGAAUUUUUCCCUGACAACGGCGCAACACUGACAGUUUUAGGCAGAAUAUUUGAUUAACCAAGAUGCACUGAACUGCCAAAUUAUUGACUACACGUGUCUGCAGCACGAUUAGACGCUUUAACAAGGACAAUUCUGUCCCUCAUUGUCCUUCACCUCUUCAUGUGCUCGGCCACCUCUAAACCCAUGUUUCCGGUCAUUUCCAUCCUCUUUACAGUCCUCCAGUUCCACGUGAAGAAAAUGUUCAUUUUAUAGUUUUUCCAGGAGGUAUUCUUCGAGCUUCUUCUUGUCUGCUGCUGGAUAUCUUCGGCUAUUUUCGUGGUUCUUAGGGCGCAAUGGUGGCACCGUCGAUGACAGCGGCGUCCCGACCAUUCACACGCUUGCAUUCUCAGUCUUGUUGGAGAUGUUUAGAAAAGAGAGCUUGACUCUAUCCAUCCUUGCAAGCCUGCUGGAGAGCCCUCGAAAGGAUGCAUGAUGACACUGCGUGCAUCCGUCCCGACGCAGACGGAGAAGUAUAAACUAGGCUUUACUCAAACACAAAGAUUCUGCUUACUUGCAUUGAUUUAGGUAUGCACUGCCCCUAUCGCCAGGGAAAACACACAAUGUCACUUUAAUGGAAUUUUUGUGUGAGAUUGACAAUUAUGAGAAAUUUUAUUCUGAAUUUAAACCAGUUCAUAAUACAGAAUCAGCUCCACUCUGGAGAUGUAAUCUUGGUGCUGUUGGCUGUAUUUGACACUGUGGACCAAGUCUUCUGAUAUCCCAUCAGCAACAUUUUGCUGGUGUUGGAGGCUUUGCCCUGGACUGGUUUGUGUCCUGCCAGAUGGAUAAUUCCUUUAGUGUCAUUCUGCAUCAUCCCGUUAGCUGCUGUCAUGUUCCCACAUCUCCCUUCUAGUCCAGUCACACCUCCCCCAGCCAAUGAUGGGCCAAUUUGAGCUGCUCUGAGUAGGUACUAAUGGAAAAGGCCUGUUAGAGAACACCGCAGUACCUGUAGAAAUCCCACAGCUUUCUGAAGAGAGCAUGGAAACGUCAGCCAGAUGGUGGGAAUUAAAAGCAGGACCCUGUUGCUGUGAGGCAACAAUUCUCACCACUGGUGCCCAAAGCACUGCUCAGAAUGUCACAAACCAAACAACACGAUUGUUUACAGUUUCAGGUAUUCCUUGUUGACACUGAUAUUUUGGUUUUGUACCUCAUCACCGGUGAAAUGGCCUCAUUAUAGUGGAGUUCAUCCAUAUGUAAAACGCAUGCCCAGUUUAGUUACUAUCCACUACAAUACUACAACCAGCCACAGAUAUGUUUACAGAUUAAAAUAACUUUUAUCAUAAUAAAAAUUCUUCUAAUGAACUUUGACCUUCCAUUAUCUUUUGGGAUGUAAAACAGCCUGAAUGAUCUUCACUGACAUGUUUACAUUCGAUCACUGACUAUUUUUGUCGCUCUGCUCUUUACCGUCUCUCUCUCUCUCUGUCUCACACACACACACGCGCACACACACACACACACACACACACACGCACACACACACACUUAUGAAAUGCUCCUGUUUCCUAUGAGUUCCCCAGACAACACCUGCUUUAAUGAAUCAUGCUAAAAAGCUGCCAAAUAAAGGAAUGUGUGUGUAUGAACUGGAACGAGGAUCAUUCCUGAGCUCCAGCUCAUGAUGACCUUUUGUUGCUCAGCCAUAAAACCUCACAAGUGAACUGGGCUGUCUUUGACACGUUAAAGGUUCUGUUGGACACAAAACGUCUGCGCCUGCAUGACUACGUGCACGUGGAUUUGUGUUGAUGUCACAUUUUAGUUUUAUAAACUUGUUACUGAAAGUAAAAGUAAACACCAGAGGAAUUCAAGCCAAACUUAUAAAUACAGGACUCAGUUUUCUAUUGUUUAACUAAAAGGAAACAAUAAAGUUUAUUCACAACA